Molecule: messenger RNA, 5397 nt
Organism: Oncorhynchus masou masou (cherry salmon)
Lineage: Eukaryota; Metazoa; Chordata; Actinopteri; Salmoniformes; Salmonidae
Gene: kifap3a
Product: kinesin-associated protein 3a
Exons: 20
Coding region: 142-2523 (793 amino acids)
Biological process (GO): cilium organization; microtubule-based movement
Cellular component (GO): axoneme; kinesin II complex; ciliary transition zone
Molecular function (GO): kinesin binding
Source: RefSeq, a predicted model, not a curated record
AGGGAGUCUCACCCUAGCAACAGCAAGAUUAUAAACGAUGAGAGCUCUCAAUUGUAGCUAGGUAACCGUUUGACAAUUCAGACGUUUUGUUUACAUUUACAGUGAAAGAAAAUUAAAUGUGAGUUUCCCAUAAUUUCCGAAAUGGACAAACUGCAGGCAGAAGAUGCACGGUACUUGAAAAGGAAAGUAAAACGGGGGAGUUUGGAUGUCCACCCGACAGAGAAAGCCCUCGUUGUUCAGUAUGAGGUGGAGGCGACUAUCCUCGGCGAAAUGGGGGACCCGAUGGUUGGAGAACGCAAGGAGUGUCAGAAAAUCAUCCGCCUUAAAAGCUUAAACGCCAACACAGACAUCACCACCCUGGCUCGCAGGGUGGUGGAGGAAUGCAGGCUCAUUCAUCCAUCUAAACUUCCAGAGGUGGAACAACUGCUGUUCUACCUGCAGAACCGCAAGAAGCCAGACAAACAAGAGAAACAUUCGCCCAGAGACCUCACACCAUUUGAGGGGAUGGAGCUGGAUGAGGAGGCCAACAUCAACUGCAUAGAUGAAUAUGUGGAGCUGCUGUAUGAAGACAUCCCAGAGAAGGUCAGGGGAGCCACCCUCAUUCUCCACCUCGCCCGCAACCCUGACAACCUGGAAGAGCUACUGCAGAAUGAAACGGCCCUGGGAGCUCUGGCCAGAGUCCUGAGGGAGGACUGGAAACAGAGCGUUGACAUGGCAACUACCAUUAUCUACGUCUUCUUCUGCUUCUCCAGUUUCUCCCAGUUUCAUGGGCUAGUGACCCACUAUAAGAUCGGAGCCCUCUGUAUGAACAUCACUGAACACGAGCUGAAGAGGUACGACCUCUGGCAGGAUGAACUGCAGAAGAAGAAGAAGGCUUAUGAAGAGGACCCUGACAACCAGAAUGUGAAGAAGGAACAUGAGAAAGCCUUGAAGAAAUACCAGGGCCUCCUGAGCAAGCAGGAGCAGCUUCUACGAGUGGCUCUGUACCUGUUGUUAAACCUGGCUGAGGACACACGCACAGAGCUGAAAAUGAGGAACAAGAACAUCGUCCACAUGCUGGUGAAGACCCUGGACCGGGAGGACGAGGAGCUACUGGUGCUCGUGGUCUCCUUCCUCAAGAAACUCAGCAUCUUCCUGGAGAACAAGAACGACAUGGCAGAGACGCAUGCGGUGGAGAAGCUGGCCAGGCUGCUGGCCUGUGAUCAUGAGACCCUACUGAACACUACCCUGCGUCUGCUCCUCAACCUUUCCUUUGACACAGGCCUCCGCAGCCAGAUGGUUCAGGCUGGACUCAUCCACAAACUCUCCUUAAUGCUAGCUGACGAGAAGCAGGGACAGCUGUGUAUGUGCAUUCUGUACCACAUCAGUGUGGAUGACCGAUUCAAGUCCAUGUUUGCCUACACAGACUGCAUACCACAGUUGAUGAAGAUGCUGUUUGAGUGUGGUGAGAGCCACAUGGAACCUGAGCUCAUCUCCUUCUGCAUCAACCUGGCUGCCAACAAGAGGAACGCACAGGUCAUCUGCGAAGGUAAUGGUCUGAAGAUGCUGAUGAAGAGGGGACUGAAGUUAAAGGAUGUUCUUAUCAUGAAGAUGAUCAGGAACUUGUCACAACAUGACGGACCCACCAAGAACCUCUUCAUAGACUAUGUGGGUGACCUAGCGGCUCAGAUGGGAGAGGAGGAGAGGGAGGAGUAUGUGAUAGAGUGUCUGGGGACUCUGGCUAACCUCACCAUCCCUGACCUGGACUGGGAACUGGUGCUGAAGGAGUACAACCUGGUGCCCUACCUCAAAGACCACCUCAAACCAGGCUCAGCAGAGGAUGACCUUAUCCUAGAGGUGGUGAUCAUGAUAGGGACGGUGUCCAUGGACGACUCCUGUGCUGCCACAAUGGCCAAGUCUGGCAUCAUCCCUGCUCUCAUCGAGCUGCUCAACGCCCAACAGGAGGACGAUGAGUUUGUGUGUCAGAUUGUCUAUGUGUUGUACCAGAUGGUGGUCCACCAGGCCACCAGGGACGUCAUCAUCAAGGACACACAGGCUCCUGCCUACCUCCUUGACCUGAUGCACGACAAGAACGCUGAGAUACGGAAAGUCUGUAACAACACACUGGACAUCAUCGCUGAGUAUGAUAAGGAGUGUGAGAGAAAGAUCCAGAGUGAGAAGUUCCGUUGGCACAACUCCCAGUGGUUAGAGAUGGUGGAGAACAGAGCCAUGGGAGACGACGGAGAACCCUUCAUGUUUGGAGACGAUGGAGAAGCAUUCAUGCACAACGGAGACAUUCUGGAGAGACCCGACCUCUUCUACACCGCAGAUGGGAUCAUCCCAGCAGAUGGUACCAUCAGCCCAGAGUUCUUCACAGACUACCAGAACGGAGACAUUGGCCAGGCUGGAGGCUUUCCCGGCAGUAUGAAUCCGGAUAUGUUUGGGCAGUCGACGGUGACCCCUGGACAGCGCCCUGCCACGACCUACGGCACCCGGCCAGACGAGCAGUUCUUCUACAGCUACGCUGGUGCAGCUUCCAGAUGAACCAGGUUAACUUCACUAUACCACAGAGACUGACUGUAGCAAUGUCUCAUCUAGCCAGGUUAACUUCACUAUACCACAGAGACUGACUGCUGCUAUAUCCCAUCUAGCCAGGUUAACUUCACUAUACCACAGAGACUGACUACAGCUAUAUCCCAUCUAGCCAGGUUAACUUCACUAUACCACAGAGACUGACUGCAACUUUAUCCCAUCUAGCCAGGUUAACUUCACUAUACCACAGAGACUGACUACAGCUAUAUCCCAUCUAGCCAGGUUAACUUCACUAUACCACAGAGACUGACUGCAACUUUAUCCCAUCUAGCCAGGUUAACUUCACUAUACCACAGAGACUGACUGCAGCUAUAUCCCAUCUAGCCAGGUUAACUUCACUAUACCACAGAGACUGACUGCAGCUAUAUCCCAUCUAGCCAGGUUAACUUCACUAUACCACAGAGACUGACUGCUGCUAUGUCCCAUCUAGCCAGGUUAAUUUCACUAUACCACAGAGACUGACUGCAGCUAUGUCCCAUCUAGCCAGGUUAACUUCACUAUACCACAGAGACUGACUGCAGCUAUAUCCCAUCUAGCCAGGUUAACUUCACUAUACCACAGAGACUGACUGCAGCUAUAUCCCAUCUAGCCAGGUUAACUUCACUAUACCACAGAGACUGACUGCAGCUAUGUCCCAUCUAGCCAGGUUAACUUCACUAUACCACAGAGACUGACUGCAGCUAUAUCCCAUCUAGCCAGGUUAACUUCACUAUACCACAGAGACUGACUGCAGCUAUGUCCCAUCUAGCCAGGUUAACUUCACUAUACCACAGAGACUGACUGUAGCAAUGUCUCAUCUAGCCAGCUAUGCUUUGUGGUCAUGAAGGAGUAUCAACACUCCUUCUUGUAUGUUCAACAGCACCUUGGUAUCUCAGCUGAUCCCUUCUAGUGCUGAAGUCCAAACUCUAGCAGUGAUGUUGUUGCUGUUUUGUUGAAUGAAAACAUUACAUCUUAAGCUACCUAAGUGAUGUUGUUGCUGUUUUAUUGAAUGAAAACUUCACAUCUUAAGCUACCUAAGUGAUGUUGCUGAAAAACAAUAUUUGGCAUUUUGUUUUUAGCUUUUAUUGUAAUAUUAUACAUCUCAAUGUUCACUACAAGUAUGUAUUUCUGUAGCAUAAUACAACAACACAAACUAAAAUGAAUUAUUCAAUUAUACAUCCAUGAUAUAUAUGUUGUACUGGGGUUCAUUGUUUUUCUGAUCAACGCUACUUUCCAUAGGAUGUUUUUUUUCCUCUUCAAAUUCCAGAAGGUUGGUUGGUAUGGCACAGUCUUAUUGUCCACUAGCUGCACUAGCUGCAUUCUGUAACAGGCCAUUUUAUAGAUGACCUCAUUCUGGAGACUGACAUUUGAGAUGUUCUCCAUCAUUUCUGUCUUUGCAGUCUCUUUCUGUCUCUCUCUCUUUCUGUCUGUCUCUCUCUGUCUCUCGCUCUCUCUCUGUCUCUCGCUCUCUCUGCUCUGUCUCUGUCUCUCUCUCUGUCUCUCGCUCUCUCUCUGUCUGUCUCUCGCUCUCUCUCUGUCUGUCUCUCGCUCUCUCUCGCUCUCUCUCUGUCUCUCGCUCGCUUUCUGUCUGUCUCUCGCUUUCUGUCUGUCUCUCGCUUUCUGUCUGUCUCUCGCUUUCUGUCUGUCUCUCGCUUUCUGUCUGUCUCUCGCUUUCUGUCUGUCUCUCGCUUUCUGUCUGUCUCUCGCUUUCUGUCUGUCUCUCGCUUUCUGUCUGUCUCUCGCUUUCUGUCUGUCUCGCUUUCUGUCUCUCUCUCUCUCGCUUUCUGUCUCUCUCUCUCUCGCUUUCUGUCUCUCUCUCUCUCGCUUUCUGUCUCUCUCUCUCUCGCUUUCUGUCUCUCUCUCUCUCUCUUUCUGUCUCUCUCUCUCUCUCGCUUUCUGUCUCUCUCUCUCUCUCGCUUUCUGUCUCUCUCUCUCUCUCGCUUUCUGUCUCUCUCUCUCUCUCUCGCUUUCUGUCUCUCUCUCUCUCGCUUUCUGUCUCUCUCUCUCUCUCUCGCUUUCUGUCUCUCUCUCUCUCUCUCUCGCUUUCUGUCUCUCUCUCUCUCUCUCGCUUUCUGUCUCUCUCUCUCUCUCUCGCUUUCUGUCUCUCUCUCUCUCUCUCUCGCUUUCUGUCUCUCUCUCUCUCUCUCUCGCUUUCUGUCUCUCUCUCUCUCUCUCUCGCUUUCUGUCUCUCUCUCUCUCUCUCUCUCUCUCUCUCUCGCUUUCUGUCUCUCUCUCUCUCUCUCUCGCUUUCUGUCUCUCUCUCUCUCUCUCUCGUUUUCUGUCUCUCUCUAUCUCUCUCGCUUUCUGUCUCUCUCUAUCUCUCUCGCUUUCUGUCUCUCUCUCUCUCUCGCUUUCUGUCUCUCUCUAUCUCUCUCGCUUUCUGUCUCUCUCUAUCUCUCUCGCUUUCUGUCUCUCUCUCUCUCUCUCGCUUUCUGUCUCUCUCUCUCUCGCGCUUUCUGUCUCUCUCUCUCUCUCUCUCGCGCUUUCUGUCUCUCUCGCUUUCUGUCGCUUUCUGUCUCUCGCUUUCUGUCGCUUUCUGUCUCUCUCGCUUUCUGUCUGUCUCUCUUUCUGUCUCCUCACACCACUGGAUAGUUUUACUGAAAAUGUUGUGUGUGGAGUCAGGCACUGAAUCGCAUCUGAAUUUUAUUUUGAAUGUAACUUUUUCACUCUACCUUUGUUAGUGGUGGAAAUACUUUAUGAAUUUGUACAAACAUUGAAGGAUUGUUUAUUUACCUGUUAUUGUGUAUAUAAAUGAACAAUUAGUUAGGUUGAUACGUAGUGCUCAUCAGAAAUAUCAUAAAAUCAUUUUUCUGCGGCCAAUAUUUAAAAUAAAGUGUUUAAAACGGA